Messenger RNA from Mastomys coucha (southern multimammate mouse), 1462 nucleotides. It is a transcript of the gene Cd72, whose product is annotated as CD72 molecule. Bases 197 to 1261 code for a protein of 354 amino acids. Gene Ontology annotation, molecular function: transmembrane signaling receptor activity. The record is from RefSeq and is a predicted model, not a curated record. Gene Ontology annotation, cellular component: plasma membrane. The transcript has 9 exons. NCBI's taxonomy places the organism in Eukaryota, Metazoa, Chordata, Mammalia, Rodentia, Muridae.
CCAACCCAAGGACCUCUCUGCUUCACUGAGUCCAUCUGCCAGAGACCUUCUUCCUCUUUUGUGAUUUGGCGUCACAGCUCAAAGUGUUGAGCCUUACAGUCGCCCUGAGAACUCAAUGCCUAAGAGAGGAGAGGGGCCAGGGAGGUGUGGGCCGGUGGAUUAGCUGGAAGAUUGUGAAGCAGAGGUGUCCAGGGCUAUGGCUGACGCCAUCACGUAUGCAGACCUGCGCUUUGUGAAAGUGCCCUUGAAGAACAGCGCAUCUAACCAUCUAGGACAGGACUGUGAGGCCUACGAGGAUGGGGAACUCACCUACGAGAAUGUGCAAGUGUCUCCAGUCCCAGGAGGGCCACCAGGCUUGGCUUCCGCUGCACUAGUGGACAAAGCAGGGGUCAGGUCAGAGCAACCAACUGCGUCCUGGAGCUCCGUGAAGUCCUCUGCUCUCGGGCGGAUUCCCCGCUGUCCUACAGUCUGCUUGCAAUACUUCUUGCUUGGCCUUCUCCUGGCCUGUCUGAUGUUAGGGGUGGCUGUCAUCUGCCUGGGAGUUCGCUAUCUUCAGAUGUCUCAGCAGUUCCAGGAGGUGACCAGGAUUUGGGAAGCUACCAACAGCAGCUUGCAGCAGCAGCUCGAGGAGAAGAUCCAUCAGCUGGGGGAGAAGGAGGUGGAGCUUCAGGGGUCUCGGGAAGAUCUGAUCUCCAGUCGGAAGACACUACAGGAGAGGCACAAGAGUCACGAGGACACGGAGCAGCAACUACAGGUCUGCCAGGCUGAGAGAGAGAAGACCAAGGAGAACCUGAAAAAUGAGGAGGAGCAGAGGAGGGACCUGGACCGGAGGUUGACAAGCACGCAGGAGAUACUGAGGCGCUUCUUCUCUGCUUCAUCAGACACCUGCUGUCCAUGUGGAUGGAUUCAGCAAGAGAAAAAGUGCUUUUACAUCUCACGUACCCCCAGAAGUCUGGAGGAGAGCCAAAAAUACUGCACAUCUCUGUCCUCCAAACUGGCUGCAUUCAAAGAAUCUUCUGAGUACCCCUAUCGAGUUUCUCUGCCCAGCAGCUUAAAGGCGUUGCUAGAAGACUCAGAGUCUUAUUGGGUCCAGAAGAUGAGCCAAAGUGGGAGGCAGCAGAGGUAUGGUGAAUUUAAUUGUAACAAGAUAAAUAAAAGAUGGUCGUCGUGGUGGAGAACAGUAUCAGUCUGUACAGGUGAUCACCCCUGCAUUUGUGAGUUGGAGGCUUUCAGGUUUCCUGACGAGAUCCAUCUGAACUAAGAUGGACACUUGAACAAGACCUUGUGACCUACAUCCUUAACCUAUGGCCUGCUGAUUCUUAAGACUGCUAUCCUCCCAGCACUCCCUCACUCCUGGGCAUGCCCAGCUAAGGGCUGAUUCUGGUCUGGCAACAUGCUUGCUUGAAAGCUACUCCAGAAACUGGAUUAUUCUUGGGAAGAGUAAAGAAGCCUCCAGAAAAGA